Messenger RNA from Prunus dulcis (almond), 1520 nucleotides. RefSeq names its product 1-aminocyclopropane-1-carboxylate synthase 7-like. The transcript is spliced from 3 exons. Bases 13 to 1335 code for a protein of 440 amino acids. NCBI's taxonomy places the organism in Eukaryota, Viridiplantae, Streptophyta, Magnoliopsida, Rosales, Rosaceae. Gene Ontology annotation, molecular function: pyridoxal phosphate binding; transaminase activity. The record is from RefSeq and is a predicted model, not a curated record. Gene Ontology annotation, biological process: amino acid metabolic process; biosynthetic process.
AGAAAGCCAGUUAUGGCUAUAGAGAUUGAGCAGCCUUCUGUUGGGCUAUCAAAAAUAGCUGUUUCUGAUACUCAUGGAGAAGACUCUCCAUACUUUGCAGGCUGGAAAGCAUAUGAUGAAAACCCAUAUAAUGAAUCAAGCAAUCCGUCUGGAGUUAUACAGAUGGGACUUGCAGAGAAUCAAGUUUCAUUUGAUCUGUUGGAAAAGUACUUGGAAGAGCAUUCAGAAUCUUCAAACUUGGGAUCAAAAGGAGUGUCAGGCUUUAGAGAGAAUGCUUUGUUUCAAGAUUACCAUGGACUUUUGUCUUUCAGAAAGGCAAUGGCAAGUUUCAUGGAACAAAUUAGAGGAGGAAGAGCCAAAUUUGACCCUGAUAGGGUAGUCUUAACAGCAGGUGCAACUGCCGCCAAUGAGCUCUUAACUUUCAUUAUAGCUGAUCCUGGUGAUGCUUUGCUUGUUCCAACCCCAUACUAUCCAGGAUUUGAUAGAGAUUUAAGGUGGAGGACUGGGGUGAACAUUGUGCCAAUCCACACUGAUAGCUCAAACAACUUUCAGGUUACUCCUCAAGCUUUAGAAGCUGCAUACAAAGAAGCAGAAGCCAAGAACAUGAGAGUGAGAGGGAUACUAAUCACAAAUCCUUCAAACCCAUUAGGUGCAACAAUCCAAAGACAAGUCCUUGAACAGAUUCUUGAUUUUGUCACCCGAAAAAACAUCCAUCUUGUCUCCGAUGAAAUCUACUCAGGAUCCGCCUUCUCAUCCUCCGAAUUCAUAAGCGUUGCAGAGAUUCUUGAAUCCCAGCAGCACAAGAACUCAGAAAGAGUUCACAUAGUUUAUAGCCUUUCCAAAGACCUUGGCCUUCCGGGCUUUAGAGUUGGCACCGUGUACUCAUACAACGACAAGGUUGUAACAACAGCAAGAAGGAUGUCAAGCUUCACCUUAAUAUCUUCUCAAACACAACAUCUCUUAGCUUCCAUGUUGUCUGACAAGGAAUUCACUGAAAACUACAUAAAGACAAACAGAGAGAGACUGAGGAAGCGAUACGAUCUGAUCAUUGAAGGAUUAAAGAAAGCCGGGAUUGAGUGUUUGAAAGGAAAUGCUGGGUUGUUUUGCUGGAUGAAUUUAAGUCCAUUUUUGGAUGAACCAACAAGAGAAGGUGAGCUGACUCUUUGGAAUUCUAUAAUGCAUGAAGUGAAGCUAAACAUUUCUCCAGGUUCGUCCUGUCAAUGCUCUGAACCAGGUUGGUUUAGGGUGUGCUUUGCUAACAUGAGUGAGCAAACACUUGAAGUUGCAUUGACAAGAAUACAUAAUUUCAUGGAGAAAAAAGAGAGAGCUAGCUAGAAAUCUGUUUUCCUCUCUUUUUAUCUUCCUUUUUUUUAGUGAUCCUCCCUAUUUUUGAUUCUUAAGAGGAUUGUCUUCUUACAUAUAUAGUAUUGUAGAUGUGAUUGAAUUGUAACAACCAUCUCUCUUGUUUUCUUGCUUGAAAAAGCAAGUUUCUCACAAAUUCAUUUUGUAUAAUUGAUGGA